AUGUCUGCUCCACGUCAUCCAAAUGCUGUUGUGCUCAACCCACCAACCCAAACUAUCAGCCCUUUGAUCAGAUUUGGAAGAUACACAGCUCUUGGAUUGGGAGUUGCUUGGGGAUUCUUCCGUCUUCGUCAAAUCCGUGAACAUCACGCUGAUAUCAGAGAGUGGGAGCACGAGAAGGCUGUUGCUAAGGCUGCUGAGGCUGCUCAACAGAAGAAGUGGUUAGCCAAGGAAGAAAUGAAAUAUUUGAUGAAGGUCGUGAAUAUUCCAUUCGAGGAAGGAGUAGCCCAAUUCGGAGUUGAGGAACUUUACCGCGAAUAA
Molecule: messenger RNA, 318 nt
Organism: Auanema sp. JU1783
Lineage: Eukaryota; Metazoa; Nematoda; Chromadorea; Rhabditida; Rhabditidae
Source: the annotation of a GenBank genome assembly